UGAGGGGAUGACAUAUAACAUCAUCUGUGUCAGGAAGGUUGUCAGCCUGAAUUGCUAAUUACCUGGGGUUUGGGCCCCCACCCCCUGGGUGGUGCCUGGGGCACCCUGGGACAGGUAUAAAAGAGCUGAGCUCCUUGCAGACCUCUAUCCACAUCCCUCCACUUGACUCUCCUCAGCAACCAGAACUCCUUGUCUGUGUGACCAUGUCCUGUGGCAGCCUGUGUGUCCCCUCCUGUGGGGUGGCCACCCCGGCCCCUCUGGCUGACACGUGCAACGAGCCCUGCGUGCGGCAGUGCCCCGACUCCACGGUGGUGAUCCAGCCCCCGGCCUCAGUGGUCACCUUCCCCGGGCCCAUCCUCAGCUCCUUCCCCCAGCAGAGCGUGGUUGGCUCAGCAGGAGCCCCCGGCGUUGGAGGGGGCUACGGGGGCACUUUUGGAGGCCGUGGGGGCUACGGAGGCUACGGGGGCUAUGGGGGUUAUGGGGGUUAUGGCUAUGGGGGUUAUGGAGGUUAUGGGGGCUAUGGGGGUUAUGGGGGUUAUGGUUAUGGGGGUUAUGGAGGUUAUGGGGGCUAUGGGGGCUAUGGCUAUGGGGGCUAUGGGGGCUGUGGGGGCUCCAGAGGUGUCGGCACCUGCGAUUUCGGGGGCUGGCGCAGUGGCCACAGGUACCUCAGUGGCAACUGCGGGCCCUGCUGAGCCCCAGCCCGAGCCCGGCCACAGACCCAGAGGAGCUCCAGCAAACCCCCCGGCACAUCCCGACACGGCGCCUGGAGGAAGGACACCCCUCUGGCAUCACUGGGCUCCAGAGCUCGGGCAGCUCCUGCCUGCCCGGGGCCCAGCUCUGCCCCUUUGCUGCUGUGCUUGAGCCUCCCCUCAGGACCCGCUGCCUCCUCCCGGCACAGCCCCGGGCUGGGCUCCUGAUCCCGCUCCUGCCGGGGGCUCGGCACAGCUCUGCCCACUGCCAGGAGCCAGGGGAGCCCUUGGCCAGGGCCCUGCUCUUCUGCCAACUCCCUCCUCCCCUCCAACUGCAAUAAAAGCUGUCUUUGCAUCGCAA
Pseudopipra pipra is the source of this 1050-nucleotide messenger RNA. RefSeq names its product claw keratin-like. NCBI's taxonomy places the organism in Eukaryota, Metazoa, Chordata, Aves, Passeriformes, Pipridae. Bases 204 to 692 code for a protein of 162 amino acids. The record is from RefSeq and is a predicted model, not a curated record. The transcript has 2 exons. Gene Ontology annotation, molecular function: structural constituent of cytoskeleton. Gene Ontology annotation, cellular component: intermediate filament.